Chlorocebus sabaeus (green monkey) is the source of this 1428-nucleotide messenger RNA. RefSeq names its product sideroflexin 4 (gene SFXN4). Gene Ontology annotation, cellular component: mitochondrial inner membrane. NCBI's taxonomy places the organism in Eukaryota, Metazoa, Chordata, Mammalia, Primates, Cercopithecidae. The record is from RefSeq and is a predicted model, not a curated record. Gene Ontology annotation, biological process: mitochondrial transmembrane transport; monoatomic ion transport. Gene Ontology annotation, molecular function: monoatomic ion transmembrane transporter activity.
CCGCGCGCGGCCCGGGGCGGGGCUCGCCGCCAGGCUCGUCCUCCGCGCGCGGCCUGGUGUCGGCGGCCACUCUAGCCAGCACAAGAUGUCCCUAGAACAAGAGGAGGAAACGCAACACGGGCUGCUCCUAGGAUGCAGCGACGCCGUCCCCGCCUUCAUUGAGCCCAACGUGCGCUUCUGGAUCACCGUGCGCCAAUCCUUUAUUCGACGAUUUCUUCAAUGGACAGAAUUAUUAGAUCCUACAAAUGUGUUCAUUUCAGUUGAAAGUAUAGAAAACUCGAGGCAACUAUUGUGCACAAAUGAAGAUGCUUCCAACCCCGCCUCGGGGGACCAAAGGAUACAAGAAGCUUGGAAGCGAAGUCUUGCCACAGUGCAUCCUGACAGCAGCAACCUGAUCCCCAAGCUUUUUCGACCUGCGGCGUUCCUGCCUUUCAUGGCGCCCACGGUAUUUUUGUCAAUGUUGCCACCAAAAGGGAUCAAGUCCGUGAUUUUACCUCAGGUUUUCCUCUAUACCUACAUGACAGUGUUCAACAGCAUCAAUGGAAACAGAAGUUAUACUUGUAAACCACUAGAAAGAUCAUUACUAAUGGCGGGAACUGUUGCUUCUUCAACCUUCUUAGGAGUAGUACCUCACUUUAUCCAGAUGAAGUAUGGCCUGGCUAACCCUUGGAUUAAAAGACUCUUACCUGUGGUCUUCCUCGUGCAAGCCAGUGGAAUGAAUGUCUACAUGUCCCGAAAUAUUGAAUCCAUUAAGGGGAUUGCGGUCAUGGACAAGGAAGGCAACAUCCUGGGCCAUUCCAUAAUUGCUGGGACAAAGGCUGUUAGAGAAACGGCAGCAUCCAGGGCAGUGCUGUUUGGGACCUCUGCUCUGAUUCCUGAAAUCUUCACCUACUUUUUUAAAAGGACCCAGUUUUUCCUGAGAAACCCAGGGUCGUUGUGGAUCCUGAAACUGUCUUGUACUUUCCUGACAAUGGCACUGAUGGUGCCAGUUUCUUUUAGUAUAUUUCCACAGAUUGGACAGAUACAGUGCCGUAGUCAUGAAGAGAAAAUUCAGCCUUCAACAGAAGAAACAGAAAUCUUUUAUCACAGAGGGGUGUAGGCAUGAGUUUCAGGUGAAUUUAUGUGCUUCCCGCUUGAAAACCUUCACCUCUCCAGGUUCGGUUUAGAGAACUCUGCCAGAGGUCUUCUGGGGACCCCAGAGGUGUCUGUGCUGACAAGGUGACUUAAAGUUCCACACUGAGAUCACUCCCAGGCUGGCAUGUCUGGGGUUUUUAAGGCUGGCUGGAGAAGACAGUGGGAGGGUGCCCCGUCUGACAUCCCUGGGGUUGCUAAGAAGAUGGUUGGAGUGGGGAUCGGCCUGCGAAAGGAUACUAUGAAAUCACUAAUUACCUAAUAAACCUGUCUCAAGUUGAGUAUUUGAAGAAAGAA